Messenger RNA from Lates calcarifer (barramundi perch), 5096 nucleotides. RefSeq names its product frizzled-7-A. Bases 927 to 2633 code for a protein of 568 amino acids. Gene Ontology annotation, molecular function: Wnt receptor activity; Wnt-protein binding. Gene Ontology annotation, cellular component: plasma membrane. NCBI's taxonomy places the organism in Eukaryota, Metazoa, Chordata, Actinopteri, Centropomidae. The transcript has a single exon. The record is from RefSeq and is a predicted model, not a curated record. Gene Ontology annotation, biological process: non-canonical Wnt signaling pathway; canonical Wnt signaling pathway.
UCAAAACUUUCCUUCUUAAGUAGUACAGUAGAACUAAGGAGGAGGUUACACAAGAAAGAACCAAAGAAUAUGACAGCAGACAAAGUGUAAGAUAAUGUUAUCCCGGAUUUACAUACUUAUUUUCUGUUUGUUUGAAUGCAAGAAAAAGUCGAAUUUAUUUUUAGUGUCCUUAGCGAAGUCUAAGUGCUCUACCCAAACGAACCUAUACGCAAAUUGUUUGAAAGUCGACACAGAAAAAUAAUUAUGUUUGUAAAAUCUCUGGUGUAAUGUAAUUACUGUAACAUAUUUUCCUUCGAUGGGGAGUAAAGGCCAAUCAGAACGGGUCCUGUAGGGAAAACAAACGCCGGGAUUGGCUCAGACGCGGCAUCGGUUUCAAGGCGCCCUGCGUUCUGUCGGGAGGGUGAGGGGGCUCUUGUGAAUGGAGGGGGCGCCUGGAAACCGGUGGAAUCUGCACGGAGUGAGGAGAGCGAGCCUCUGGACUUCCAACCGCUCAGCAUGUGAACCGACGCGCCGCACGAAGUCAAGUCGAAAAGAAAAAAAAACCAAUGGAAAUAUAAUCCGUUUUUAUUGUUUUUAAUGUUUCUCGUUUUGCGUUGAGUAACAACGCGCUGGAAUAAUUUCGGGGUUUGCUUUACUUAGAGAAAAUUGGACUUUUGAGUGUUAUUUUCUCCGCAUUGAGAAUGAGAGUGGACUGCUUGGAGUCACUUACAAAGACCAUCAAGAAGUCAUGACACGACGAACGUUUCACUUGGAUUUAUCUUCGUAAAAUACGAGAAAAGUCGACUGCGGAUAUUUCAACUUGAAUUAAUUGGCCUACACGCUAAGUAUCGGGACAGUUGCUGCAGAUUUUCUUCGCUUUUCAGCUGUUUUUAAGUCGUCCUACUUGGAUCAAAGUUUUUCCUUCCCUCCCCCCCUCCUCCUCAACUAUGGCGGCGGCCAGGUCCACCACUGGCUCCGUUUUGCUGCGGAUCAUGUGGCUGGUGUGCGGGCUGUACUUCUCACCCACUUCUGCUCAACAUUACAACAGUGAGAGUGGAAUAUCCGUCCCAGAACACGGGUUUUGCCAACCCAUCUCCAUCCCGCUUUGCACCGACAUCGCCUACAACCAGACCAUCAUGCCGAACCUCCUGGGCCACACGAACCAAGAGGACGCCGGACUUGAGGUGCACCAGUUCUACCCGCUGGUAAAGGUGCAGUGCUCGGCGGAUCUAAAGUUCUUCCUCUGCUCCAUGUAUGCGCCGGUAUGCACCGUGCUGGAGCAGGCCAUCCCCCCUUGUCGGUCUCUGUGUGAGCGUGCACGACAGGGAUGUGAAGCCCUGAUGAAUAAAUUCGGCUUCCAGUGGCCGGAGCGACUCCGCUGCGAGGCUUUCCCCGUCCACGGAGCCGGCGAGAUCUGUGUCGGCCAGAACACAUCCGAACCCGGCAGCCCGGCCUCCUCGUCUUCCCCCUACGAACCCGGACCGGUGACCCUCCCCCCAAACAUUGGCCGGCCGAACCAACGCCCGCCCCAACACAACCAGCACCACCAGUUCUCCUGCCCUCUGCAGCUGGAGGUACCUUCCUAUCUGGGUUACCGCUUCAUGGGGGUCAAAGACUGCGGGGCCCCGUGUGAGCCCAAUAAACCGACCGGGAUCAUGUAUUUCCGGGAGGAUGAGGUGAAAUUCGGUCGGCUGUGGGUUGGCAUAUGGUCCAUCCUGUGCUGUGUGAGCACCCUAUUCACGGUGCUCACUUAUUUAGUGGACAUGAGAAGGUUCAGGUACCCCGAGAGGCCCAUCAUCUUCUUAUCCGGCUGUUACUUCAUGGUGGCGGUGGCCUACGCUGCUGGAUUUUUCCUCGAGGAUAAAGUAGUUUGUGUGGAUAAAUUCAAGGAGGACGGCUACAGGACCGUGGCCCAGGGGACUAAAAAGGAGGGCUGCACCAUCCUCUUCAUGGUGCUGUACUUUUUUGGCAUGGCCAGCUCCAUCUGGUGGGUGAUUUUGUCCCUGACUUGGUUCCUCUCUGCCGGGAUGAAAUGGGGCCAUGAGGCGAUUGAAGCCAACUCCCAGUACUUCCACCUGGCCGCAUGGGCUGUCCCGGCCAUCAAAACCAUCACCAUCCUCGCCAUGGGCCAGGUGGACGGCGACGUCCUGACCGGGGUGUGUUUCGUGGGGAUCUUCAACGUGGACGCCCUCCGCGGGUUCGUCCUGGCCCCGCUGUUCGUCUACCUGUUCAUCGGCACGUCCUUCCUCCUGGCCGGCUUCGUGUCCCUGUUCCGGAUCCGCACGAUCAUGAAGCACGACGGCACCAAGACGGAGAAGCUGGAGAAAUUGAUGGUGCGGAUCGGUGUGUUCAGCGUGCUCUACACGGUACCGGCCACUAUAGUGAUCGCCUGUUACUUCUACGAGCAGGCCUUCAGGGAGCACUGGGAGCGGACCUGGCACAUGCAGACCUGUAAGCGCUUCGCCGUACCCUGUCCGGUACACAACUUCGCCCCCAUGACCCCGGACUUCACCGUGUUCAUGAUCAAAUACCUGAUGACCAUGAUAGUCGGGAUCACCUCGGGUUUCUGGGUCUGGUCCGGGAAGACGCUCCAAUCAUGGCGGAGGUUCUACAAACGCCUUAGCAACGGUAACCACGGAGAGACAACAGUGUAAAGUUGGAGGAUGAAAAGGCAACAAAGCCACGGAGUUUUUGGAUCUAACAACCACGAAAAAGAGGUCAAAUAGCUUUCAUUUUUUUAAAUGCUACUUUUUGGACACAUUUUUGAUCGGAUUUUUGUGUUUUCAGGGUUGUGACAGCAACUCAGGCUUUUGAACACAACCAAACAUUGAUCUAUAUUCGGUAGAAGUUGGAUGAAUUUUCUGUAUAUUUUCUUUUUGUUCUCUUUUGUUUCUGUCAUCAUCAGUCAACCCCCACUUCUGGCAUUUGCAUCUUUUUGGAAUAUAAACCGGUGUAAAUUGCCACACUGGUCCCUGAACUGUAACACAAGGCCGGUGAAGUUACCUUUAAUAUGAAAUUCCCUACUUAUUAUCGAUUAUAUCCUUAAUAUUACAGUUUGAAUGUACCUCUUGUCUACUCUGGUGAGAGUUUCUCAGUGGAAAACAGCUCAACAGAAAAGACUGAUGGGUAAUGCAGUGUGCUUAAUCUGUCCAUGCUGCAGCAAAAAAGGUCAUGGGUUUGAUCCCUACAGCAGCCACACCCUCUGACUGUGAUUUCAUUGUUUAGAGAAGCUGGGACUAUACAUGUAAGUUUAUGUUACUCUGCUUUUAGUUGAAAGACUGAAAUGCUUUAAUACUGUGUUAAAUAUUGCAGAGUACAAUCUUGCCUGUUUUAAUCCGAGGAAUAACGUAUCAACUCUGCCGUCAUGUGCCAAGUGGCUGCCCAGAAAUCAAAACUAUUUUUCCCCAUUUUUAAAAACUUUUUGUUUUUCAGACUGAUGAAUAUUUGCUCCUGUAUUGAAUGUUCACUCCGAAGGUGAAUGAAGUUUUGUAUUGGUUUGCACAGCUAUCCUAAAGGUUACAAGUGUUUUAAAAUGUCUGAUCCACCAUAACAUGACCUGGAUCUAACAGUUAAAAGAGACCACACACACACACACACACUCACCGGCCUCCACUCUCCGUAAUGGAGACACAACAGCUCAUUGUUUGUCUCCGUGUGUGGUCUCUCAACUGUUGGAUCUCCCAUCAAAAACACUAAGCUUUUAAGACACCCAAAGCACCAUUUCAAAGAUCCAGAUUUAAUCCGUGGAGGUGGAAAUGGCUGCUCAGGAUUUCUAAUGUUAUUUUAUCCUGGAUAAAGAUGACUGUACACAUUGACACCUGUUUUCUGCCCACUGUUAUGGAAUCUGCCUUAGUCCUGUAUAGUUUUACUCAGUGUUAAAAUGGUUUCCACAAACAGACUGAACAUUUUUAAAGAAAGAGUUUUUAAAGAAUUAUAGUUUUAGUGUCUACCUUACAAAAGCCUUCAGAACACAUUUAUUUUCUCUUUAUGUAGGAACCAGAUUUACCCUGUUGUAGCAAACACUAAGAAGGAGGUCAAAGGUCACAAGCAUGUAGGAAUUUUUUUUUUCUUUGAGAGAGUGCAGUGGAGACAGACUGUGCAGCAGAGGUGGAGUCUUUUUACCCGGGACAGAAUCAGUGGAGAUAAUGUAACAGUAUUGGUGAGAUUAAACAUUCAAUCUACUUCACUAGUUCAUAAAAAAUAUUUUCAAAAAUUCAUUUCUUUUGAUAGAAUUGCAGGAAACCUGUCAACUAAAUGCUCUUACCAUUAAAAUAACAUAACCCACCACUGUGUUUCAGAAAAAAUUGAGUCGUGGAAACUCAAGAGUUUUAAUUCAAGUCAGGGAAAAAGUUACUGGCAGUAAUUUAGUCUCACUAUUAAAUACAGUACAUUAGCUAUUUGAGCUGGUUUAUUUGUCUCAAGUAUAAAAUAAGAAAGAGUUUGGAAACCUGAGCAGAAAAAGCAUGUUUUUAUCUAGACUGAGUCAUCUGCAAAGCAGCAUACGAUCAGCAGAAGCUUUUGUUUCUUGUGGUAUACCACAUUUUCUCUACAUACAUCACAUAACGAUGUUAACACCCUGCAGCAAUGAGGGAAAACUGACAGCAGUAUGACCAUAUACCUGGUGCUGUAGUCAUUUUUAAUCUCUAAAACUGUGCUCCCACAUCCACACAUGCUAAUACUAGAAUAGACUACGUGCCAAUCCUCAUAAAACAGUCUGUAUACAAAAAAAACAUCACAUCUCCCAUGUGAACGUACUACAUACCUCAAACCCUGGUUAAAAUUAGCAUGUGGGAUGGAGCACUUCAUAUGAAUCAUCUCUCAUCCAUCGUGCUCUUACCGAACAAGGCAAAAACAUUUUGUGAGCUGAGAUCUGCCAAUGUCAAUGAUACCAGGCCAACCUGUUUGUCUUGUACCGAGUUUUCAGAAGGAAUAUGAGAGUGUUUGUGUGUAUUUUUUUUUAUCAGAGCAUAUGCAACCUACCAAGUAAACACAGACUGUUUUUUAAAAGGCAUAUUGUAUUUAUGGGGAUACUCUUUUUUUGUCUUUUUUACUUGUUUUUUUAAUCAGGAUAAGCCUGUUGUACGUGUACAGUUUGAAUAAAAACGAUAAGGUUUGUA